Choloepus didactylus (southern two-toed sloth) is the source of this 4121-nucleotide messenger RNA. It is a transcript of the gene SLITRK6, whose product is annotated as SLIT and NTRK like family member 6. Gene Ontology annotation, cellular component: membrane. Gene Ontology annotation, biological process: axonogenesis; positive regulation of synapse assembly; regulation of presynapse assembly. The transcript has 2 exons. Gene Ontology annotation, molecular function: protein binding. The record is from RefSeq and is a predicted model, not a curated record. The coding region runs from base 445 to 2970 and encodes 841 amino acids. Lineage: Eukaryota; Metazoa; Chordata; Mammalia; Pilosa; Megalonychidae.
GAACACUGCUGCAGCUUGGAUCUUAAAACCAAAGAAAGCAAGAGUGAUCAAUCCCAGCUCUGUUAAACAUCUUGUUUAUUUACUGCAUUCAGCAGCUUGCAAAUGGUUAACUAUAUGCAGAAAAGUCAGCAUAGCUGCGAAGUAUGCCGUGAAUUUUAAUUGGGGGAAAAAAAAAGGACAACCGCUUCAGGAUGAUCUAGUAUGCACUCUGCCUGAAAUAUUUUCAUUGAAAUGCUCAGCAUUUUGUCUUUAGUCAGAGGUUUUAACUUUAUGAAACUAUGGGACUUGCCAAAAGUGACAUUUAAGAAGAAAGUAGGCAGUGACUGGUAUUUUCUGCUUUCAUAAAGAAACUGAAUUACUUUGAACAUCUCUUCCAGCUGUGCAUUACAGAUAACGUCAGGAAGAGUCUUUGCUGUGCAGAAUCAUAUUUCAUCACAUGAAAACAUGAAGCUGUGGAUUCAUCUCUUAUAUUCAGCUCUCCUUGCUUGUGUAUCUUUACAGUCCCAGUCUCCACUCUCCUCAGCCAGAGGUUCUUGUGAAUCUCUUUGCAAUUGUGAGGAAAAAGAUGGCACAAUCCUAAUUAAUUGUGAAGAAAAAGGUAUCAAGAAGUUAUCCCAAAUAAGUGUGCCACCAUCACGACCUUUCCACCUAAGUUUAUUAAAUAAUGGCUUGACAAGACUUCACACAAAUGACUUUUCUGGCUUUACCAAUGCUAUCCUGAUACACCUUGGAUUCAACAACAUUGCAGAUAUUGAGAGUGGUGCAUUUAAUGGCCUUGGUCUUCUUAAGCAGCUCCAUAUCAAUCACAAUUCUUUAGAAAUUCUUAAAGAGGAUACCUUUCAUGGACUGGAAAACCUGGAAUUCCUACAAGCAGAUAACAAUUUUAUUACUGUGAUUGAACCAAGUGCCUUUAGCAAGCUCAACAGACUUAAAGUGUUAAUUUUAAAUGACAAUGCUAUUGAGAGUCUUCCUCCAAACAUAUUUCGAUUUGUUCCUUUAACCCAUCUAGAUCUUCGUGGGAAUCAGUUGCAAACAUUGCCAUACGUUGGGUUUUUGGAACACAUUGGCCGAAUACUGGAUCUCCAGUUGGAGGACAAUAAGUGGGCUUGCAAUUGUGACUUACUGCAGCUAAAAAUUUGGUUGGAAAACAUGCCUCGGCAGUCUAUAAUUGGUGAUGUUGUAUGCAACAGCCCUCAAAUUUUCAAAGGAAGCAUACUAAGCAGACUAAAAAGGGAAUCUAUUUGCCCCACUCCACCAGUCUAUGAAGAACAUGAGGAUCCUUCAGGAUCAUUACACUUGGCAGUGACAUCUUCAAUAAGUGACAAUCACAGAUCAACCAAGACCAUAUCUCUUGUAAAACCACCCACCAAAGCACCAGGUUUGAUACCUUAUGUUACAAAACCAUCCACUCAACUUCCAGGACCCUACUGUCCUAUUCCUUGUAACUGCAAACUACUAUCCCCAUCAGGACUUCUAAUACACUGUCAAGAGCGGAACAUUGAAAGUUUGUCAGAUCUAAAACCUCCUCCACAAAAUCCUAGAAAACUUAUUCUAGCAGGGAAUAUUAUUCAUACUUUAAUGAAAUCUGAUCUCGUGGAAUAUUUCACUUUGGAAAUGCUUCACUUGGGAAACAACCGUAUUGAAGUUCUUGAAGAAGGAUCAUUUAUGAACAUAACAAGACUACAAAAGCUCUAUCUAAAUGGUAACCAUCUGACUAAAUUAACUAGAGGCAUGUUCCUUGGUCUCCACAAUCUUGAGUAUUUAUAUCUUGAAUACAAUGCUCUUAAAGAAAUACUACCAGGAACCUUUAAUCCAAUGCCUAAACUUAAAGUCCUCUAUUUGAACAACAACCUCCUACAAGUUUUGCCACCACAUAUUUUUGCAGGGGUUCCUCUAACUAGGAUAAAUCUUAAAGCAAAUCAAUUUUCCCAUCUACCUGUAAGUAACAUCUUGGAUGACCUUGAUUUACUGACCCAGAUUGAACUUGAGGACAACCCCUGGGACUGCUCCUGUGAUCUGGUUGGAUUACAGCAAUGGAUACAGAAAUUAAGCAAGAACACAGUGACAGAUGACAUCCUCUGCACCUCCCCAGUGCAUCUAGACAAAAAAGAAUUAAAAACCCUAAAUAGUGAACUUCUUUGCCCAGGUUUAGUAAAUAACCCAUCUCUGCCAUCUCAGCCUAGUUACAUAAUUGUCACCACUCCUACAUCUGCGACAAAUACAGCUGAAACCAUUUUACGAUCUCUCACUGAUGCUGUACCACUAUCUGUUUUAAUAUUAGGACUGCUUAUUGUGUUCAUAACUAUUGUGUUCUGUGCUGCAGGGAUAGUGGUUCUUGUUCUCCACCGUAGGAGAAGAUACAAAAAGAAGCAAGUAGAUGAGCAGCUGAGAGACAACAGUCCUGUGCAUCUUCAGUAUAGCAUGUAUGGUCAUAAAACAACUCACCACAUGACCGAAAGACCGACUGCAUCACUCUAUGAACAGCAUAUGGUGAGCCCCAUGGUUCACGUCUAUAGAAGUCCAUCCUUUGGCCCAAAGCAUUUGGAAGAGGAAGAAGAAAGAAAUGAGAAAGAGGGAAAUGAUGCAAAACAUCUCCAAAGAAGUCUUUUAGAACGAGAAAACCAUUCACCACUCACUGGGUCAAAUAUGAAGUACAAAACCACAGACCAAUCAACUGAAUUUUUGCCCUUCCGGGAUGCCAGUUCCUUAUACAGGAACAUUUUAGAGAAAGAAAGAGAACUUCAACAACUGGGAAUCACAGAAUACUUAAGGAAAAACCUUGCUCAGCUCCAGCCUGAGGUGGAUGUGCAUUAUCCUGGAGCCCACGAGGAGUUAAAAUUAAUGGAGACACUAAUGUACUCAAGGCCAAGGAAGGUAUUAGUGGAACAGACUAAAAAUGAGUAUUUUGAGCUCAAAGCUAACUUACAUGCUGAACCUGACUAUUUAGAAGUCCUGGAGCAGCAAACAUAGAGUUUGAGAACUUUUGCAGAAAUGCUGUGAUUCUGUCUGGGGUCCAAACCUUGUAAAUAAGUGCCUUAUAUGAGUGUGUCAUCAAUCAGAACUUAAGCACAGCAGGAAUCCUAUAGGAAAGAAAAGAAGAAAAAGAAACUCAGGGAUCACUGGGAGAAGCCAUUGCAUUGUCUUCAGGCAAUUUAGUCUGCCCCCAAUGAAAUGAAUCCUUGCAUGCAAAUCAUUCAAGGAUUAUAGUAAUAUUUCUCCAUGCACUCACAAGUGUUUCAUAGAAGUCCUCUUGCACCUCUAAAAGGGUUGAACAUUCAAGCAACCCUAAUUUUCUUGAAUUACUUUUACCCAUGGACUAAAUACAAUUGGAUGUCAUCAUUUAAAAGUAUGCCUGUAUAUAUAGUUAGGAUAUGUAAGGAAAAUAUGGUUUAUAUAGACAGUAUAAGUACUGCAAAAAUGUACAUUGUCAAAUGCACCUAAUUUUCAUGCAAUAAAUGCAAAAGGAACUGGAAUUUGAAGAUGGAAGGUUGUAGUUAUAUAUGCUAUAAGUCACCCUAAACUUUGAGUAUUUGAAGAGUAAGCAGAGUCACUGCUAUGGUUUCUGAAAUUAAAGAGUAAAAUGAUUAAUAGUUCAGGUGGAAUAAAUAAGCAAAACUUUUGUUUUUUCUGCACAUUUUGUGUGGACAUUCCUAUUGUCAUUGCUGCUGUGAAUUAAGGUAUGCUAUUCGUGCUCAAAGUUUAAUUCUUCUUGGGAUAUUUUUAAAAUGCUACUGAGAUUCAACUGUACGUAUAAUUAGUGCAACUAUUUAGUUUUGUCUCUUUUGUAACAUUAAUCCUUUGUAAAUUUGAAUGGCCAUUAUAGAAAUAAGUUUCAGUGGCAAGUAAUUCAUUCACCAGUGUAAAACAAAUAAGGAAAACUUAUUUUUUAUUGAUGUAUUCUGAUGGUUGCCAUAAAUUAGUAGCAAAAAGGCACUUCUGAGGAUAAGUGGUUUAAGUUGCCUCAAGAGUGGACAAUGUAGCUUUAUUUUGCAAGAAAGUAUAGCUAGAUUUCUAUGAACUAUUUAUUCUGUGCAGUUAUGUAUAUUUUUGGUUCACAAAAGUAAUUAUUCUUGGGUGCCUUUCAAGAAAAUUAAAACACUGCUCACUACAAUAAAACUAAA